AUGGAUGUUCAUAAUGCUUUUCUUCAUGGAGAUUUGGAGGAAGAAAUUUAUAUGAAAAUACCACCUGGUUUUCAGAAACAUAAUUCGGACAAGGUGAAAGAUCUGGGAGCUCUAAAGUACUUUUUAGGGCUGGAGGUGGCUCGUAGUAGUUAUGGGUUCUAUGUUUGUCAGAGAAAAUAUGCCUUGGAUAUAAUUUCCGAGACUGGGUUGUUGGGUGCAAAGCCUGCGGAUUUUCCAAUGGAGCAAAAUCAUAAAUUAACAUUGGAAGACGGGGCAGAUUUUGCAGAUGGUGAGAAGUAUGGGCGUUUGAUUGGACAUCUGAUCUAUUUGGCAGUAACAAGACCUGAUUUGGCAUACUCGGUUCAUAUUCUGUCACAGUUCAUGCAGUCACAAAAAGAGGAGCAUUGGGAGGCGUCUUUGCGAGUAGUGCGCUACUUGAAAAAGUGCCCCGGACAAGGUAUUCUCCUUCGUUCUGAUAGUGCUUUACAGUUGGAGGGGUGGUGUGAUUCAGAUUGGACGAGUUGUCCAUUAAAUCGUCGCUCCUUGACAGGUUGGUUUGUGUUGCUUGGUAUGUCUUUAGUGUCUUGGAAAACCAAGAAACAACAUAUUUUUUCGCGUUCGUCAGCAGAAGAAAAAUAUCGUUCGAUGGCCGCAUUGACGUGUGAAUUGAAGUGGUUAAAGCAACUAUUACGGGAUUUGGAAGUGCCGCAUAAGCAAGGUAUGAGCAUAUUCUGUAAUUGA
Molecule: messenger RNA, 741 nt
Organism: Spinacia oleracea (spinach)
Lineage: Eukaryota; Viridiplantae; Streptophyta; Magnoliopsida; Caryophyllales; Amaranthaceae
Exons: 2
Coding region: 1-741 (246 amino acids)
Source: RefSeq, a predicted model, not a curated record